Messenger RNA from Papaver somniferum (opium poppy), 1128 nucleotides. RefSeq lists its product as uncharacterized. The record is from RefSeq and is a predicted model, not a curated record. Bases 1 to 1128 code for a protein of 375 amino acids. The transcript is spliced from 3 exons. Gene Ontology annotation, molecular function: DNA helicase activity. Lineage: Eukaryota; Viridiplantae; Streptophyta; Magnoliopsida; Ranunculales; Papaveraceae. Gene Ontology annotation, biological process: DNA repair; telomere maintenance.
AUGAUUCACAGACAUGCUUUUGAAGCUCUAGAACGAACGGUGAAAGAUCUCAUGAAUGAGAGAAAGGACAAGACAAAGGAAAAAGCGUUUGGCGAAAAAACUCUUUUGUUUGGAGGAGAUUUUAGACAGAUAUUACCGGUAAUUCGUGGUGGAAGCCGAGAAAAUAUUGUCGAUGCUUCUAUUAGUAGGUCAAGGUUAUGGAAACAUUUCCAUGUAUUUGAGUUGUCUGUGAACAUGCGGUUGUUGAAUGGAAAUUGUAAUUCUGCUGAAAAACAAUCAAUAUCCGAAUUCAGCAAGUGGAUUUUGGAUCUUGGGGAUGGAAAACUACCAGCAAAAGCAAUAAAGGGUGAGGACGAUGAGCCAACUUGGAUUAAGAUACCCGAUGACCUGUUGAUUGAGAGUGGUGAAAAUCCCAUCGAAACUAUAUUUCAGGCCAUUUAUCCUAGACUGCUUGAUAAAAUUGAGGAUCAGGAUUAUCUAAGGAAGAGGUGCAUCUUAACCCCGAAGAAUGACAUUGUAGACCAAAUAAAUGACUACGUGGUUUACAUGCUUCCAGGUAAAGAGCACGGCUUUCUAAGUUCUGAUUCAAUUAGUCCAAAGUCGUACGAUUUUGAAAAUGCAGAGUUGUUAUACAACCAGGAAUAUUUGAAUAGUCAGAAACUAUCAGGAGUACCUAAUCAUGUGCUUCGAUUGAAGCUUAAUGUACCAGUAAUGCUUACAAGAAAUAUAAAUCCAAGUGCGGGUCUUUGCAACGGUACAAGACUUAUUGUUACCAGGAUCAUGGAAAGAACUAUUCAAGUUAAGAUUAUAACUGAAAGUGCUGCUGGUAAGAGUGCUGUAAUUUCAAGAAUAGUCAUACAACCAACAGAGACGCACCUGCCUUUUAUCCUGAGAAGGGCGCAGUUUCCUAUUAAACUCUAUGUUGCAGUCUCCAGAACAACUAGCCGAAGUGGAUUGAAAAUUCAAAUUGAUAAGACAAAGGAUAUCGUACCAGAAGGGUAUACUCAGAAUGUGGUGUACAGGGAAAUAUUCACAAAUUUACACCAGAAGCAUAAAACACACCAGAUCCAGGAAAUUUCAUCUGAUAGGAGUCACUUGGAAGGGGAUCAAGAAACCGAUGAAAAAUGA